Messenger RNA from Gongylonema pulchrum, 1104 nucleotides. The record is from the annotation of a GenBank genome assembly. Lineage: Eukaryota; Metazoa; Nematoda; Chromadorea; Rhabditida; Gongylonematidae.
GUUCGUGGGCUUGCUUCUGAUCAUUCGGGAUUGGCAUCCAGUUCAGGUGAGGCGGGACACGGUACCAACAACCAAAUUGGCGACGAUCGCUUGAACUGUGCAACAUCAUCUGUUGAAGAAUGCGGCACAAAUUCGUCAAAUUCGGAACAACCAGAUGGACAAGCCGUGGUCGCUGAUCAGCUUUCACCCAGAAAACUUGUGGAAACGAUUGUGGCAAAACUGAGGGCAAACGGGAAAACGUGCAUAUUGCCGGUGAAUGACGAAGCAGCAAUGGAAGCAAUCGUAGAACCAUUCAAACUUCUCAUCGAUAUCGGAAUUUUACCGGAAUUUCUUGUGGAUGCUUGCAUCUCUGUGCCACAGUUGUUCAUUUCAUUGGCGCUAAAAGGAGAAACGAGCAUUCAAAUUAUUGAGCUUAUUGUGAAUUUUUGUGAAUUCACUUACGAGGAUUCAAUACGAUUUUUCGCAACGUAUAAUGAUGAACUGAUGUUUGUGGGACCGGAGGAAAUGCAAAAAUGCUUGGAAGUGCUGGAAACAUACGGAUUCAAAAAUAAAGCAAUUGGUAACGUUAUACGCUCGUGCCCAGCAUUAAUUUUCGCGGAAAAAUCAGAACAACUGGCACAAAAUGCAGAGAAUUUAUUCUCACAUUUCACUAAAAAUCAGGCUGAGGAUAAAAUUGAAUACAUCUACUGCCACAUGCUUAUGGAAGGCGAAGAUUUUGCUGGUUGCACAAAGUUGGCGUCACUUUCACUGAAUGAAUUAAUGGAUCGUCAUGAGCUGCUUCUCAAAACCGGCAUUUAUAAGACUCCGGAUCCGAGAAGACCACAGCUGAAAAGCGUUAGUUCGUUCAAUGCAGAUAACCCGAAACUAAAAAAGAUUGUCGAUAGCAAUGCAGAAGAAUUCGCAACACGUGUCGCACAAAUAACGGUGGAGGAAUGGCGCCUGUUCCAGGAACUUCAGGAAAAGAAACGGGACGUGGAAUCACCGGGCGAGGAACGUCCAUUUGAACGUGUGAAACCAUCGAUGAGAAAACAGCUGGAACGAAGGAAGAAAUUAUCUUCUUUGCGUGAUCAUGAAAAAUUUGAAUCGUACGAUGAGAGAUAUUGA